Oncorhynchus kisutch (coho salmon) is the source of this 2157-nucleotide messenger RNA. It is a transcript of the gene s100z, whose product is annotated as S100 calcium binding protein Z. The coding region runs from base 210 to 509 and encodes 99 amino acids. Gene Ontology annotation, molecular function: calcium-dependent protein binding; calcium ion binding. The record is from RefSeq and is a predicted model, not a curated record. The transcript has 3 exons. Lineage: Eukaryota; Metazoa; Chordata; Actinopteri; Salmoniformes; Salmonidae.
GAUUAAAAAGCAGAGCAAGAAGACACAGUUACCAUGUUACCAUGGGUCUCUCACCUGUGGAAUUAAUUAUUGCUAUGGCGAUGAAGGAUGACACGUCAUGUUUCCACUGAUUUGUAGAUAAACAAGCCAUGCUGCAACCUCACUCAGAUCACACUAGCCCAGGAUUCUAACCAGUUGGUCGUGAAAGACAUUGUCCUCCUAUCAGCACCAUGCCAAGCCAACUCCAGAGUGCCAUGGACGCACUUAUAACAGUUUUCUACAAAUACUCCGGGAACGACGGAGACAAAUACAAGCUCAACAAGGGAGAGCUGAAACAGCUACUGAACAGUGAACUCACUGACUUUCUCAUGUCUCAGAAAGACCCCAUGCUGGUGGAGAAGAUCAUGAAUGAUCUGGACUCCAACAAAGACAACGAGGUGGACUUCAAUGAGUUUGUGGUUCUGGUGGCGGCCCUGACCGUGGCCUGCAACGACUUCUUCCAGGAGAAGCAGAAGAAGAAAGCCAACUAACAGUUAAAUCCGAAAUGGCUUCCCCUUGCCUAUUUAGUGCACUUCUAUUGGCCAAAGCCUCAUAGGGCUAUGACAGGUCUAAAUAGGGCUCUGGUCAAAAGUAGUGCACUGCAUAGGGAAUAGGGAGCCAUUUCAAAUUGGCCCGUGGAUAGAAAUAGAAUUAGAAACCAACAGAGGUAGAAAGUAACGAAUUACAACCACACCCAUCAUGCUGAACAUUGAAUACUGUGAUCACUUCUCAAUUCCCCAUGGUCUCAGUGCUACUAAAACCACUACACUAUAUGUUUGUCAACAGCAGAAGGAGAUUAGACUAAAGUCGAAAUCAUAAAUUAACAUACUUUUGCUAGAAAUAGGAUACUUCUGUCCCUCUGACGCAUCAAAACAGAUGAUUUCAAACAUGGUGUCACACUACCCUGAGUGCCAGACUGUUUCAGCUCUUAACAACACUUCUGGCCAGAGAACAUAACCACAGAGAUCUGGCUAGAGAACAUAACCACAAAGAUCUGGCUAGAGAACAUAACCACAAAGAUCUGGCUAGAGAACAUAACCACAGAGAUCUGGCCAGAGAACAUAAACAGAGAUCUGGCUAGAGAACAUAACCACAAAGAUCUGGCUAGAGAACAUAACCACAAAGAUCUGGCUAGAGAACAUAACCACAAAGAUCUGGCUAGAGAACAUAAACACAAAGAUCUGGCUAGAGAACAUAACCACAAAGAUCUGGCUAGAGAACACAAACACAAAGAUCUGGCUAGUGAACAUAACCACAAAGAUCUGGCUAGAGAACACAAACACAAAGAUCUGGCUAGUGAACAUAACCACAAAGAUCUGGCUAGAGAACAUAACCACAAAGAUCUGGCUAGAGAACAUAACCACAGAGAUCUGGCCAGAGAACAUAAACACAGAGAUCUGGCUAGAGAACAUAACCACAAAGAUCUGGCUAGAGAACAUAACCACAAAGAUCUGGCUAGAGAACAUAACCACAAAGAUCUGGCUAGAGAACACAAACACAAAGAUCUGGCUAGUGAACAUAACCACAGAGAUCUGGCCAGAGAACAUAACCACAGAGAUCUGUCUAGAGAACAUAACCACAGAGAUCUGUCUAGAGAACAUAACGACAAAGAUCUGGCUAGAGAACAUAACGACAAAGAUCUGGCUAGAGAACAUAACCACAGAGAUCUGGCUAGAGAACAUAACCACAGAGAUCUGUCUAGAGCAGAAACAAACUGGUACCCAAGCUAUUGUCACAUACUCUGAGGUGAUAUCACAAUAACUGUCUGCUUGGUUAGUUCAAUAAUUGAUUCAUUCUGUCAUUCAUCCACCUUUUCAUAGAUUUUUGCAAUGUAUUGUAACUAUCAAUGUGUCACAUCUUGCAAAGAGGGAGGAGGUGGGUGGUUAUUUCCUGUAAGUCAGAGACAUACUUGAGAAUGUUCCUUCCAUUCUAAAAUGUGCUUGUUUCAUGAAACCCUUUCUGUCACUUAAUGAGACAUUUAAAUCUAAUUACAAUUGCACAAGCAUGUUUAUUAUUCAUUAUUCAUUUGCCAUCACAUGUAAAUGAUUGACAGCAUAUAAUCAUAUGAAAAUGAUUAGCUUGACAAUAUUUGUUUUAUAUUGUGACAGUAACACGGCAUAAUAAAGUUCUGGUACCCAA